AUGAGCCACACAGUAACCAUCGAGGAACCCCAGGCCAAGCCGCAAGUGUCUAAACUCCAGUGUGAGAUGAGCUCGAAGGCCGGGAAAAUCGGCUCUGGUCGAAUAUAUGAUUUCCUGUACGAUCCACUGUUUACUGUGUCAAGCGAGAAAGACCACACACAGGCGAAUAUCCAAGCCACCCUGUUUAGAAGCCGACUGAAAAAAGUUCCUAGGUUUAGAACCAUGUUCAGUAACCUGAUCCGUUAUCCAAGAUAUUCUCUGUAUUGGAGCAAAGCAGAUCCUGUCCCACCAUUUAUCAAUCGGGAAUGGAGGGGACAUGAGGAGAGAUGCAAAGAAGCCCUCCAGCAGCUUGCUGUAACUGACAGUUUUCAGAUGCUUAAAGAAGUUUAUGAAGAUCCUGAAGUUACCGGAAGGAAUCGCUAUAAAUAUUUUGAGAGGCCUUUUCUUCCGUUUUAUCAACAGAUUCCCCUGAAUGUUGUUUAUGCAGUAACCAAGGCAGAACCAUAUAAUUUUCCUCCUGCUUCCACUAAGUUCAUACCCAUCCCUUCAAAGUCUACUGUGGGCACUCAGACUGAUUAUCGGGAUGCUGAUGUUCAAACAGAUCCAUACUCUCCAGAAUACCUAGUAUGUCAGGACUCAAUCCCUGAGCUCUUGACACUGGCUACUCUUACUUGGGGUCGAGGUCUCCCAGCCGGACAGGCUGAGGUGGAGAUGAUAGAACGCGCCCGUGAGAAGCGUGCUUGGGAAGCCACUCUCCCCCCGCUGAGUGACAUCUCCCAGUUUGAGAAGAGGAGGAAGAUGAUGAAUGCCAUGGAGAGGAAGGAGUGGGCCUUCAGAGAGCAGGAGAUUGAAAAACUGCAGGAGAUUCGCCUGCAAGUUCUGACAGAGCUGCUGAGGAAGCGUGAAGAGAAUCAGAAUGCAGUGAACACGAAGCGCUUGAACGCCCAGUGGACUAAGCUGCAGGAAGCCAAAGAAGCCAAACUGGCGCAGAUCCAGCGCGCAUACGUGUCAGAGAUCAGAAAACUUGUAGGAAGGGGAAAGAAUGUAGAAGGGAAAUUGGAGAGAAGAAAUAUCAUCAAUGACUAUUGUGAUUACGCAUCACAGGUCUACGGACCUUUGUCUCGUCUUGGUCGUUUCCCAGACAACAACUCAGAGGACUUUGUAGUAAAAAACCACUAUCUCAACACCUAUGAAGGAUUAGUCGAACUUGAGUCAUGUCUCCCAGAUUUUGUGACACAGCCCCGAAUCAGACCUCCAAAACUCUCUUCUACCAGACCUGCUGGUUUUCUGAAGAGGACAUCAAAGUUGGACCAUGAGUUAGCAGAGGUUCAUAAGGUACUGUUGGAUAAGAAUAAUAAACUUCAAGAGGGAAAGAAACCCCUGCGCUUCCUUCAAAGAAACCCAAUACCUCAACCUCGGCUUCCCACUCCAACCCUGCAAAUGAGUUCCAAUGAAGAAGAGGAUAUAGAAAUGGCUGUGAUCUACCUUCAAAAGUUACUCCGGGGCCGAGUUGUUCAAAACAUGAUGUUUGAAGGGAAAGAAAAGCGCCUAGAGCUGAUCCAGGAGCUGCGCACCAGCCACGCGCUGCAAGAUGACGACAAGCUGGUGAAGAAAGCUGAGAAGCAGGUGACCCUGGCGCUCCAGCGGCAGAGGAACUUGCACGAGCACAAGGUGGCAUUGGUUGAAAACCACUUGGCCGGGCUGGAAGGCAGGGUGCUGGCAGACAUGUUUGACUUCCUGUCCAAAGAACUGGUGAGACUGCAAGAAGAGAGGAGGAUCCACGCCUUUGCCAUGCUGGCUGAGCGCCAGCGGAGGAUACGGGAGGCCGAAGAGAGUGGCCGGCGCCAGGUGGAACUACGGCGCCUGCGGGAGGAGGAUGAGAUAUUUAAGGAGGUAAUUAAAGUUCACCAAAGUACUGUAUCCUCCUAUCUGGAAGACAUAAUACUGAAUGCUGAAGAGAACACGGCAGAAGAACAAGCCAGGGCAGAAAUUGAAAAGAUGGCUGAGGAAAUCAAUGACAUUGCUUAUGAAAUAGAAAACCGUCGAACUCAUCUUCAGUCGGAGGAGAUUGUUGCUGAGUUGGUUUAUAGUUUUCUAAUCCCAGAGGUGCAAAAAGACUUUGUUAAAGAAAAAGUGAGGAACGCACAGCGGAAACAUAUUCUUGCAGCCCAUGAGAUCAUCCACAGGCACACGGAAGCCAUGAUCCUAAAGACAGUGACUGGGCAUCGGCAGGGCAAGGUCCCAGACGCUGACAAGUCUGCUGACAAAGAUGAGAAAGAUGAGAAAGAUGAGAAAGAAACCCCAGAUGAGGGACACAGCUAA
This is a messenger RNA of Otolemur garnettii (small-eared galago), 2322 nucleotides long. It is a transcript of the gene CFAP91, whose product is annotated as MYCBP associated and testis expressed 1. Bases 1 to 2322 code for a protein of 773 amino acids. NCBI's taxonomy places the organism in Eukaryota, Metazoa, Chordata, Mammalia, Primates, Galagidae. The record is from RefSeq and is a predicted model, not a curated record. The transcript has 17 exons.